Molecule: messenger RNA, 789 nt
Organism: Plasmodium vivax (malaria parasite P. vivax)
Lineage: Eukaryota; Apicomplexa; Aconoidasida; Haemosporida; Plasmodiidae
Product: tryptophan-rich antigen (Pv-fam-a)
Exons: 1
Coding region: 1-789 (262 amino acids)
Source: RefSeq, a predicted model, not a curated record
AUGAAACAGCUAGAGGAGCAAUGGAAAAGUUUCCACGAUCAAAUGGAAAAUGAAAGAAAACAAUGGCUAGAGAAAAAGGACGCAGAAUGGGAAAAAUGGAAAAAAUAUACAGAAAUAAAAUACAUGAGUUAUUGCGUAGAUAUUAAUAAUGAAUUCGAAUCUAACACCCUAAAAGAUUCUUCAACAUGGAAUCGAAAUCAGUGGGAAGACUGGAUUACAACAGUAGGGAAAGAAAUGAUCAAAAGUGAAUAUGAAAAGUGGAUUUACGAAAACGAAAAUUAUUUAGAUGAAUGGAAAGUGAGAGAAUGGGUUGAAUGGAAACAAAAAAAUAUAUCAUCGUGGUUAUCGUCUGAAUGGAAAUGUAAAGAGGAUGAUUCCUGGUCAAAAUGGGAACAAACUGUCUGGGGCAAAUGGCUAUUUACAGAAAAUAGAGAAAAGUGGACAGCGUGGAAAGAAAGAACUCUUAGAGAAAGGGCUGAGUGGCUUAAGUGGGUCCAGUUAAAAGAAUAUGUGUAUAUAAAUGAUGAGUGGAUUCCUUGGACAAAAUGGAAAAACGAAAACCGCCUUGCCUUCAUAGAUUGGAUUGGAUCCUUUAUGAACGAAUGGAUAAAUAACAAACAGUGGAAUGAGUGGAUCCACGAAAGGAAAAAAAUGGUUGCCACCAAAAAAAUCGCCCCACUGAAUGCAGAAAAUGCAGCAAAUGCAGCAUCAUCUGUGGGUGUUCGCGUCAAUGACACACUCCAAAGCGAUGCCCCCCAAUCUGCAUGUGCGCAAGAUGAAGCAGAAUAA